AGAGGUGAAGUUUAAGACCAGACAGAUACUAGGAUUUAUGGAACACGGAGGUCAAGAAAAGGAUAUGGGCAUGCCCAAUCCCAUUGGUUAUAAUCCAUCUCAUCUUAACCAGCAACAAGAAUCAUCAUCCCCUGGGGCAACCAAAUUACCUACUACUCCUAUAGCUUCAAGUCUGGCAGAUAAAAGAACAAAUGAGCAAAUUAUCCAUGGAAAUACCAUUUUUAGCCCUAACCAAACCCUAGAUCAGCAUAAUAAUCUUACUCAAAGUUCAGAUCCAGAUCCACUUCGACAAGUAUCGACUACGUCAGCAAGUGAUAGAAUUAUCAGCACUGUCCGAUACAAAGAAUGUCUAAAAAAUCAUGCCGCAAGCAUGGGAGGACAUGUCUUAGAUGGUUGCGGAGAAUUCAUGCCAAGUGGAGAAGAAGGGACACCGGAAUACCUGAAAUGUGCAGCUUGUGAUUGUCACCGCAACUUUCAUCGAAAGGAGACUGAAGACGAAUCACAAACACCCAGUCAUGUGCAUAGAUAUAACAUCAACAACCACCAUAUAAACACUCAAAUUCCGCCUUCUCUUCCGUCUCCACAGCACCAUCAUAAGUACUCUCAUAGGGGACACGUGGCACCAGUGAUGAUGAGCUUCGGAGGGAACACGGGAGUUCCAGCUGAAUCAUCUAGUGAAGAUCUGAACAUGUUUCAUGGUGGACAAGGGGUAAUUCAGCCAUGUAAUUAUUCGAUGUCGAAGAAGAGAUUUCGAACGAAAUUCAGUCAACAACAGAAAGAUAAAAUGCAAGAGUUUGCUGAGAAGCUGGGAUGGAGAAUUCAGAAACAAGAUGAACAAGAAGUGCAGCAAUUUUGUACCGAAGUGGGGGUGAAGAGACAAGUGUUCAAAGUGUGGAUGCACAACAGCAAACAAGCAAUCAAGAAGAAACAAACAUAACAGGCAAGACUGCAAAAUCCCAUGUUUUAGAUUAAAUUAGACCCUUUUUCCUUUGUGCAUAAAUCUGAUAGAUAAGAGGAGUUUUAGGCAAAUAAUCAAUUCUUUGACUACAUAAUUUCAGCAGGCUUAGCAUCUUCAGAGGCUGACUGUUUUUUAGUUCUUCCCCGUUACCAAAGUAAUUUAAUGUUAAGCAUAUAAUGAAGGACUUUACAUUAUGUGGUUAGUAAUUCGUAGUAUCAAUUAAUUCAUCAUAAAAGUCUCUUCAAAUUC
Lycium ferocissimum is the source of this 1207-nucleotide messenger RNA. RefSeq names its product zinc-finger homeodomain protein 6-like. Gene Ontology annotation, molecular function: DNA-binding transcription factor activity; transcription cis-regulatory region binding. Gene Ontology annotation, biological process: regulation of DNA-templated transcription; regulation of developmental process. Gene Ontology annotation, cellular component: nucleus. The transcript has a single exon. NCBI's taxonomy places the organism in Eukaryota, Viridiplantae, Streptophyta, Magnoliopsida, Solanales, Solanaceae. The record is from RefSeq and is a predicted model, not a curated record. Bases 38 to 937 code for a protein of 299 amino acids.